This is a messenger RNA of Nothobranchius furzeri (turquoise killifish), 2061 nucleotides long. NCBI's taxonomy places the organism in Eukaryota, Metazoa, Chordata, Actinopteri, Cyprinodontiformes, Nothobranchiidae. The record is from RefSeq and is a predicted model, not a curated record.
AUGUCCUUCAAACACCCCGUGUACAUCGAUGAGAACAUGCCCUUUCCCAUGCUCAUUGGGUUGGACUGUCUCUGGCGCCUGGACGCUAAAAUCAGCUACAAGUCCGGGGAACUGUUUGCGCGUGUGAAAAAGCCUAAGCCGUACAAUCCGCCGCCUGACAAGGACUUCCACUACUCUGUGGCCAGUCUUUCGGGUGAGGCUGUGAUAACGGGCACACCACCACGCUCAAAGCCGCCCGGGAAGCCACCUGAAGUUUUGUCCCAGAUUGACAAGGUCAUAGACCAAGCUGAUGCUCUCACCAACGAGCGUACGUUAGAUGACCACCUAAUUCAGGGCAUUGCCACCAUCACCCCUUCGACAAACGUCUCAGAACUUCGGAGCUUCUUGGGGGUCUGCAACUACUCGUGUCAGUUCGUGGAGCAUUACGCGGACAUAGCACGACCUCUGACUACUCUGUUGAAGGAUGUGGCAUUCGAGUGGGCAGAGCAGCACCAGCAGGCCAUGAAUGACCUGAAGGCCACGAUGUGCUCGGCUCCAUGCUUGGCUCGCCCCGACUGUGACAAGCGUCAUGGCUGCUGGCUCUGCAAAGCUUCGACAUUGAGGUGCGCUACGCCCAGAACCAACGUAGCCCUCUUGGCAUGGAUUUGGCUGCGUGCCAACACUGCUUGGACGACGCCAUUGCGUCAGUCCCACCAGCCAGCCAGCCCCCCUCAGACUCUUCUAAACCACAACCACCACUACUACGACCAGUCAGUUUGUGCGGAUUUGCCGACCGUGUACGUAGAUGGCAGUGCUUUUCAGCACGGUCCUGCGCCUGGAGCGGGCGUGGGUGUCGUCUGGGUGGACGGUGACUGGAGGGAGUCCCAAUGUUCCUCUCUGGGAGAGAGGACCUCACAGUUUGCUGAAGUAGCGGGAAUCGUGAUCGUGCUACGCGGCGCUGAGGACCGUGGCUUCCGUAAACUAGUGAUUUGCACUGAUUCGGACUACACGCGUCUAAGUUUCCUAUGUCAUCUCCCGUCUUGGAAGAGCAACGGGUUCCAGACCGCUAACCGGAAGCCCGUCAAACAUGAGGCACUCUUCAGAGCAUGUGACAUUCUGGUGACUGCACUGGACAUGCACGUUUACUGGCGUAAGGUCAAAGGCCACUCUCGCGCACCCGGUCCUGAAAAGGAGUUGAACGAUCUUGCAGACUCUUUGGCCAAGCGUGGUGCGACCGAGGGUCCCCUGUGGGUUUUCGACCGCUGGUGGCUUGAGGGAUGGGUGUGGUCUUUCCCUGAUCAACGCCAGGUGUGUGUUGUUACUCGAGCUCAGGUCGCUAAGGCGUCCACCUCGGACCCAACCAAAGGUGCGGUGUCCGUUGGACCUGCCUGCUCGGAUACCGAUCUUGUCAGUCAUCAAUCCCGGGACCCUGCUAUCAGCAGGAUGAUCAAAUACAUUUCCGAUCCUAAAACCCAGCUACCGACUUCCAUCGAGCUUGACUCCGUUCCUGAGCUUCGCUCUCUCUUUCGCGUGCGUUCCACGCUGAGGAUGGUCGAAGGGCUGCUGAUGCACGCCGCCAAGCCUCCUUUGCCGCCCGUACUUGUCACACCAAAGCCGCUAAGGAGGGCCAUGAUCACGCAGGCUCAUGACUCUCCAUCCGCCGGUCACAAAGGUGUCAAGGCCACAUUCGGUGCCCUGAGCCAGGUUGCUUAUUGGCCGGGGAUGCGUCGUGACACGCCUGAUGACACGGCGAAGACGACAGCGAUCCUCUUGAUGAACCACGUCUUUGCCCGCUUCGGUCUGCCCAUGCGGGUCGACUCGGACAGGGGUACCCAUUUCACCUCUGAAGUGAUGAGACAUCUGUGGAAACUGUUGGGUGUCAAGGCUAAGUUCCACAUUAGCCACCGUCCCCAGUCUUCUGGACAAGUCGAACGGGUGAACCGCACAGUUAUCAGCAUGUUGAAGAAGUACGUGUCGGCUAACCACCCAGACUGGGAUGUGAAGCUUCCUGACAACAGUUUCCUCAUUGUUCCUUCCUCCAACUGCAUGCUUGCACUGACUGAUUUUGUGCGUCACAUCUAA